CGACAUAUUAAGAACUACGAGAGCGCUUGUCUCUAACUAGGAAAAGAGCAAGAACUUGUGACUAUUGUAUUACCAGCAUUUAUAAUCCAUGCAUUGUUCUCCUGCGACGUUUCUAGUUUUUUCUAGUUCACGUUCACGACUACCUAGAUUACUUCUUGCGUCAACAUCUUGGAAGAAAAGCGGAAGGACAAAGAUAGAUAAUUGUGUGUAGUCUCUGCAUCUUCAUCUUUGCUCAUUGUUUAGUUAGGCAUAGACAGAGAUCGUUAAUAGCCAGAAAUUUAAAGAUCAUAUUAUCAGCAAGGUUACAUCCGUCUAAGUCCCUCUAUGAUAAUCUGAAAUAUCAAUUACAGUGAAAACAAGUUGUUACAGUACUCCACACGUACAGUUUGAUAUAAUUUCGUUGUUGAGGCUACAAACAUUCAAAAAAUGAUGUUGGAAGGUAGUCGUAGUGGUGCUUUUCUGUGGUUUUCUCGUCUCGUGGUUAGAGUCGUGGUCCUUGUCGCGGCCUUUGCUGGAUUUACAGCCGUCGAUGCGGCAGGGUUGACAGGAGCACGACCAAGACGCGCAGCAUGGCAAGGAGGAAACGAUCAAGACCAAUACCAAGGUGUCGGAAGCCCGGAGGCCGCAUUGUCAAGGAAGCCGGGACGCCGAGAAUGUUGGACAAAGGCCAAGCCCUUCCCGGUCACAAAAACUCUUUUCUGCAGGUACUACUUAUUAAUUAGGCAUAGACUGACUGCUAUGUCUUUAUUUACACUAGUCUCUCUUUUGUAGGGUGGCCUCAAAGGUAGACGACUUUAGCUACAAAGGAGGUGCCAUGACAUGACAUGACAGGCUUUGGCACGCUAGACCAUCUAGACUUGUUCGCUCCUCGUUCUAGUAUUCUAGAUCAAUCAAUCGAUGAAAACAACACCUACGCCCACGAGCACGAGCACCCACGACUAGGUUUUUAUCGAAAGGGCGUUGCGACAGAAGCGAUAAUUGCACUUACGCCCAUGAAACUAGAGAGAUGGACCUCAACAAUGUGUGGAAAACGCAAGAGUGCACGGCUCCUGCGCAUGAGAGUGCAGUGGCGGGAGAACUCGCGCCGUGCCAGCUCAGUUGCAGUUUCUACCACAAUGAUUUUGAUCACCGAUAUUGUGGCGAAGACAUGUUCGCUUUUUGGGUGAAGCUUCUCGCGCGCAAUCCAGACUCUGCCAAAGUGCUCGCCAGCCGCGGCACUCCCACUCUGUUGAAACAAGAGGACGGGGGUGCCUUUUUAACGCAGAGGAAGAAAGACGAGGGAAGCUUGGAAGGAAAGGGAAGUGUGGAAGAAAAACAAAAGCACGCAAAGCAAAAGCAAGUCGCGGACAUGAUCCGAGCUAAGAUUCAUCCGAACAUGGCCACCGAUGCUGAACUGAUGGAUGCUCAUAGAAAAGUGCUCGAUCUUGAUGCCUAUGAUCUCCUCGAAGAAGGAACUGAAGAUAAAGCAAGGCAAAGAGAGGCGGACAAGCGAAUUACGAGGUUGAUUGGAGUGUUUCUGGACAGCAUCUCUGGCAAGACGCAACCCCUAUGCUCGUACACGCAUGAACUUCAUCCCUACGGACGUCAUAGACCUGGCAUCAUGAUCAACGAGCGCAAGGACUACUACAUGGAUCAACUCCGAGGCUUCGAUGAAGAUCCAAGGAAACUCUCCUCGUCUCAUGUGUUUUUUCAUCCCUGUUACAACACUUCUCCUGCUGAGGCUGAGGCUGACCCUCAGGAGGACCCUGCAGCCUUGGUUGGUGGUGUAGAUGAAGAAGUUACAGGGGGUCAUUACGCUGCAGGCGAGGAUGAUGAUUUUUGGUGGGAUCAAGUCCAAGCAAACUUAGCGUCAGGAGGGCCAUCCGCAACGUCAUCUUUGCAAAGUAACGAGUCCUCUGUUCCACCGUGCUUUUUUGGUCUUGAGCAUCAAAGUAUUUGUUCCCCAGGUUCGAUGACGCCACAGCAGCAAAAAGUUUCGCCUUCCUCGUUUCCCGUCUUGCAGCACAUACCAGACUUGGAUACACCACAAACUUUAGUAAGGGAUUUCGAUUUUCCACAUCUACAGUGUGGAGGUGGAUUUGUGAUGUCGCCAUUCAUCGUCGAUUACAACAGCAACAACUGCCAGCACUUUCAGGGACAAAACCUCAGCAAUCUUCCUCCACCACCUUGUACUACGGUGCAACAAGAACCAGGAGGAGUUUUUCCCUGCGGAUUUUCCGGGGGUUUCUUUCCGGGUUCUUCUGCAUCCCCUGCAUCAUCGUCCUAUGCUGGCUCUACUGGUGCACCACAGCAACAGCGACAAAGUCCUUCCCAAGUAGGGCAACAUGAUCCGGAGGUUGUUCCCCUAUUUUCUCCAGAACCAGGAGAAGCCGCUCCUCAGGCCGCUUCCUCGUGGAAUAAUAUGUUGACCACUUCUGGGAGAUCAAUUCCACUACUGGUGCAUCAACCCGACCGCAACAAUUGCCAAUUGUUGACUAAUUGCUUCGCUAACAACCAGGAACUACAACAGGUCGUGGAUCAAAGUGCGCGCCCGACUGCUGCAUCCUCGUCUCAAGGCGCCGCGUCCUCGUCCGGCAACUUUACUACAUGUGCAUUUACUACACCUUGUUCACCCUCUGCUCCCGACUUCUCCAGUCCUUCGAAGGGCACUGGCUCGCCACGACAGGCACAGCCACUUCCUUACUGGGUAGAAGAAGCUCCCGGCUGCGCGCCGGUAUGUAACUAUGUAUUGGUUGUGCCAGUUAAUGUCCCCACAUCUUGUUCAUCGCGAGCACCAGUACUAGAAGGUGGAGUCCCUAUUAUACAGCCUUCAGUGUAUUCGCCAAUCCCCGUAGAAGUAGGACUAGGAGGUGCCCAACAACCUCCACAGCAGCCGUCUGGACGACCCGAUGAACACUUGUCGUCGUACUUAGGUCCUAUGUGCUUUGACGUGCCAGGAGUCUUGCCACCUCACAUUGCUGCAAGUCUCAACGCGCAACAAGAAUCUCAAGGUCAUACUGCUGAUAACGCAGCUUUCUUGCCCCUUGCAGCGGGAGAACAAGAGGGAGCUUUCCGUCUUCCUUCGACAUCUGCGGGAGUAGAAAUGGAGGGAUCUUCUCCCUCUCUACUCAAGGACUCUCAGAAUUUCUCUCCAUCUCCUGUUCAAGAGUUGUUCGCGGGCGCUCCCCUCUUAUCUAAAAUGAAGCCGACGCGGCCACGACCUUCUCCUCCUCCUUAUCCGGCACCGUCAGUAGCGAACAGUGUUGGAGAAGCAAAACAAGAGCCAUUUGCUUUGCCAAGAUACAACCAUGUAAUUGGGAAGGAAGAGGACGGAUUUGCGAAACAGAAUGAACGGGAACAAGUACAAGAACAAGUAGAGACAACUACUGAUCAAGAAAGACACCAAGAGCAUCAAGAUCUACUCGAAGCAUUGCGGCGGAUGUCUUUGUCACGAGCACCUGCUCAACAAGGCCUUCUUCCUCAACAAUUUCAGCCCGCCAUG
Molecule: messenger RNA, 3481 nt
Organism: Amoebophrya sp. A25
Lineage: Eukaryota; Dinophyceae; Syndiniales; Amoebophryaceae
Source: the annotation of a GenBank genome assembly